CAAAGAGCACCUUGGAACGACAUGGCCCGACGAGCCUGAGACGUACCUAUUCCUAGAGUGUGGAAGGGACGCCAGCAGUAGGUCGUGAGAGAGAAAAUUGCAAAAGACCAGAAAGUAGCCGACCAGCAGCUUCUUGGCAGGCGUCGAGCAGCAUAGCCCAGAUGGACUCUACCGCCCCUGCACCAGCACCGGCAUCUGCACUUCCACUCAUUUCCCCAAUCAUGGAGGAAGGAAACGACGAGCGCCCAGAUCUCGUCCGCGCCAUGGACUCGUCAGGCACCGAUGUGACUGAUGUCUCGGAAGACUACGAAACAGAGACGGAGAACGACUUGACAGGCCCUGACGAUGCCGACGUCCAGCGAGUGCAAUUCCAGCCAGCACACUCGAUCGCUGAUGGACAAAUGACUCCUGCCUCGCAAUUUGGCUGGAGCGUAUCCAGCCAUUCGCGCACCCGUAAUGGCUCUGGCGGCGGUGGCAGCAACCCAGCGAACAUCAACACUGCCUUGUCUCCCGAUGCUGCCUACCCGGCACCCCCUCAGCUUAUGUCGACACAUCCUAUUCCACCACAACAAGCUCGUCCCGCACGCCCACCAAACGUUCGUCAGCCUUCUAACGCCUACGCUCCCGCUCGCCGUCCUCACCAGUAUUCCUACAACAACACCGCCCAACGAGCACGUACUACCUCUACCAACCGCGUCCGCCGCAACCCCAACGCCGAAUACCGUGCCCAGGAAAAGGCUUAUGUCCAGCGCCUACGCCAGGAUGCCCCACCCGAUGACUUCUUCGUUGGUGAACCGCGAACACCCAGCCUUGACUACAGCGAUGGCUCCGAGCCUGAUGAUGAGUCGCCUGCGACCGGAGAUUUGAUUGAACACGAACACGAUGAAGAGACGCUACUAUACUACGGAAAUGAAGACAUGCAGCCAUCCAUCGAGGAGCUGAAGAUUCCCGAGAAUCGCGAGCGUCUGGAAUGGCAUUCCAUGUUGGCCAACGUCCUCACCGGAGACGUUGUCAAGCAAGAGAAGAAGCGUUUGAUCGGUGGCCAGGAUCCUCAGAGCGACAGAUCGAUGAUCAUGGAGAUAUGGACCGGAGUAAGAGCAAAGGUGUGUGGCCGCUCAUUGGCUGCUCAAAGGCGCAUGAUCGAAGACGGACGCAGCAGGAUCAAGGCUGUCAUCGAGGAGAUCAUCGGCUUUGAGAUCAAGGGUGAAGCCGAGGCAGGCAAGAUUCCGCUGGAGCAAGUACGCGACGUCGUGCAGAAGAUCGAAAAGAUCGAGGGCCUAUAUCCUACACGCCAGUCUUUCAUCCAGGCAAAUCCGCGUGCUGCUUCGGACGCCUACAUCAACAGCUGUGAUGCUGUCAUGUCCUGGCACAACACUACAGACCUCAUCAACACCCAGCUCGGUAUCUUGCAAGCUUGGGUUGGCAAUCAAGAGCUGUCCUUUGACAGGCCACGACAGCGCGGCGCCCAAGACACUCACGGCCACAUUAUCGACGAGAGUACAUUCAUCGACCGCAUUCUCAAGGAAGAUGGCCUACGCUCCUUGUGGGACGAAGAGAAGGAGAACAAAGAGAACAAGUCCAAUGGCCUAUUCCAUGUUGUCAACACUGUCAUCGACAAGGCAAAGUCUACUCUCAUAUCAAACGCCGAGUCCUUCGCCGACCGCCAUUUGCCUCCAUACAUUGAGGAGUUGCUGACCCUGAUCAACUUCCCGUCGCGCCUUGUUCAAGAGAUCAUCAAGGUCCGCAUAGGCUAUGCUAAGAAGAUGAAGGAUCCAGCACAACAAGGCGUCAUGAUGGCCGAGCAGAUGAUUCUCCAAUUCCAGAGUCUUCUCAAGCUAGCCGUCAAGGUGAAGGAGGCCUAUCUUCUCGCUGCUCACCCCGAGCCUGGCUGGGACCUGCCGCCUUGCAUCGACGAGAACUUUGAUCGUAUUGUUCUUGAAGCCGUACGCUUCUACUUCCGCAUGCUGAAUUGGAAGCUCAUGGCCAACAAGAAUACUUUCAAGGAAGCUGAAAUUCUUGAACAAGAGUGGGGCUUCUGCAACGAGUUGGGAAGACAUCUUGAAGGUGGUGAUGUUGAAGUCGCCGAGCAAUUCAGUUCGUUGACUUCGAAAUCGCUAUCACGAUUGACGUUGCACUUCGAACGCGAACUGCAAAAGCGACCCGACGAAGUUGCUGGUGCUGAGAUGGACAAGAGAUAUAAGAACAUUCUCGACUCCGUUCGUGUGCGCCAGCGUAAAAUCUUCCGUUUCUCCCGUCUGUUAAGUCAGCGCUUUGAAAACGCCACCGAGUACAGCCUCAACAUGAACUCUGUGCACAUGCAAGACUUGAUAGACGCACUCAUUGGUUCUGGCCAUUUCCUCAUCGAUACCGACUCGGAAAAGAGUGGCCUGUAUUUCAUCGCCUGCCCUACCCUGGACGGUCGUCUCAAGGAAAUUGAGACUCUUCUUCGCACAUGCUACCACCCUGAAGAAUCCAUUGAAGACCUCACUAACCCUUACGUUCUAAUCCUUAAGCCAGAAUGUGCCAUCUCAUGGGAUGGUGCAGUUCUUGAAAAGUCUGGAUUCUCACCACCUCACAUCGAUCUUCGAACUGGUUUCAUGCGUCUGAUCGCUGAUGGACCCCAGGAGAGACUUGGAGACGCCAAUACGGCCUUUGCCUCAAACAUCGGAAUUGACCUCAAUGUUGUGGUACCGCAACGUGCAAACAUGACCCGAGUCAACCAGGAACUCCAAAAGAUCAGGCGUACCACCUACAAGCUCAGUAAUACCAUUAUGGACAGUGUCGAGAUUGUGCGUAAACAGACCGAAGGCCUCGAGUGUCAGGAGCUCAUUCAAACAUGUUUCGCAUUCGCGACCGAGUUUGGACAACGUUCGGUGCUCUACAUGGACCCUAACCGCCGCGCCUACCACAAUCUCAAGAUGACAAGACUUGCGCUUGACUGGGUCAGUUUCGUUGCUGAUGACUGUAUUCCUUCAGACCGCAAGACUUUCCGCUGGGCAGUCGUUGCGCUUGAGUUUGCCAUGGUCAUGACAAGAGGACAGAACAUUCUCUCCAUCAGCAUGACUGAGUACGACAAGCUGAGAGCAAAGGUCGCUGGAUGUAUGUCAUUGUUGAUCAGUCACUUCGAUAUCAUGGGGGCCCGUUCAAACGUUGCUGCUGAAGCAGAGAAACAGCGAUUGGAGAGUAUGGCCGGAAAGCUUCGUUUGGAUGUCAGUAAGCUCAGAGACGAUGAAGAGAGUUCCAAGCUUGUACAAGCGCAAUGGGUCGAGCAGCUCCAACAGAUUGAUGAGUUCCGUAAGGAGCGUGAAGCCGAGCGACAAGCGCUUGGACGCGUUCUUGAAGACAGCAACGAAGCCGAUCGCGCCUUGACUUAUCUCUCCGCAUCUGCAGGCAAUGUCGUUUUGCGUUGGCAGCAGGGUCAAUUCGUUGGCGGUGGUACUUUCGGUUCCGUCUACGCCGCCAUCAAUCUUGAUAGUGGUCAUCUCAUGGCCGUCAAGGAGAUUCGUCUGCAAGACCCUCAACUCAUCCCCACCAUUGUCUCGCAGAUUCGCGAUGAAAUGGGUGUGUUGCAAGUCCUCGAUCAUCCCAACGUUGUCAGCUACUAUGGUAUUGAGCCCCAUAGAGACAAGGUCUACAUCUUCAUGGAGUACUGUUCAGGCGGCAGUUUGGCAGGUCUCCUUGAACACGGUCGCAUUGAAGACGAGACUGUCAUUCAAGUCUACGGUCUGCAAAUGUUGGAGGGUCUUGCCUAUCUCCACGAAGCAGGCGUGGUACAUCGCGAUAUCAAGCCUGAGAACAUCCUUCUCGACCAUAAUGGUGUAAUCAAAUACGUCGAUUUCGGUGCCGCAAAGGUUAUUGCCAAGCAGGGAAAAACACUUGUGGCCGAUCCCACUGGUCGCGGUGGACGUCAAAACUCAAUGACUGGUACACCAAUGUACAUGUCGCCCGAAGUCAUCAAGGGAGGUGCACCCGUCAACUCUCGCCACGGCGCUGUCGAUAUCUGGUCUCUUGGCUGUGUCAUCCUCGAGAUGGCCACAGGCCGCCGUCCUUGGGCUUCUCUCGACAACGAAUGGGCCAUCAUGUACAACAUCGCCCAAGGAAACCCACCUCAACAACCAUCCAACGAUCAACUCUCGGAACUCGGAUUAGACUUUUUGCAAAAGUGCUUCGAGCGAGAUCCAGCGAGGAGAUCUUCAGCUGCCGAACUUUUGCAACAUGAAUGGAUCAUGCAGUUGAGAAAUCAAUUGUCUCUUGAGCCUGGCACGCCAGCGACACCGGCUUCGGAGGCGAGCUUUGGAAGUAUGAGCAGGCAUGAGAGCAGUAAUGGGUCGUACGGUCAAUAAGUUUGAUUGAAACAAAGGAUGUGGUGUUGUUUUUCUUCUCUGAGUUCUUUCUAUAUUCCUAGGCAUCAUUUGGGCGUUUUGGUUGGCGCGGCCCGUCUUCUUUUUCCCACGCUACCUUUUUUUGCAUAUACAAAACUCUUUUCACUUCUUCAUAUUCGCGGCGAGGCCGGUAUUCAUAGCCCUCUUCCACGUGCCUGCCAUAUAUGAUUCUUGUUUGUCACUGUUUUGAAGCUGGGUGAAACUUGAUGUUCAACAAGGAGAUAAACGGUAAGACUGCAUCUGGGUGAUCACAUCCCAUCAUGACUUCGUUCCUGC
Messenger RNA from Aureobasidium pullulans EXF-150, 4658 nucleotides. Its product is annotated as MAP kinase. The record is from RefSeq and is a predicted model, not a curated record. Gene Ontology annotation, biological process: protein phosphorylation; stress-activated MAPK cascade. The transcript has a single exon. Gene Ontology annotation, molecular function: ATP binding; MAP kinase kinase kinase activity. NCBI's taxonomy places the organism in Eukaryota, Fungi, Ascomycota, Dothideomycetes, Dothideales, Saccotheciaceae. Gene Ontology annotation, cellular component: cytoplasm. The coding region runs from base 162 to 4343 and encodes 1393 amino acids.